AUGGGAUCAAGAAAAACAAAUGCAAGAGGAAGACAGUUACAAGAGGUAAUAAAUGAAGGUUAUUUUAACUGUAUUGAUGAUGUUAGCACCACAUAUGAAAAGAAUGAUUAUGAAGUAAAGAUCGACUGGAUAUUAACCAGUCAACCUCUUCAUUCAUUAAUAUCAAACGUCGAAACCCACCCAACAAUCGGUACAUUAAGUGGUCACAAACCAUUAACCUUCGAUUUACCAAUUGGACCUGAACCCAAACCUGCAUCUCCAAGAUUAUCGCUUAACUUCAAAGCAGCAAAUUGGCCAAAAUUUAGAAAUACAUUAAAUGAACAACUAAUGCUAUGGAACAAACAUCGUUAUAUAAAUUCAGAAUCAGAUAUAGAAGAAUAUACGUCGUUUAUUACCAACAGCAUUACUACAGCAACACAAGAAGCCAUACCAACAUCAAAAAAAUUGAACACAAACAUUAAACUAAGUGAAGCAACCAAACAUCUGAUCCAGCUCAAACAUAAAACUUAUCGUAAAUGGAAGAAGACUGGAGAAGAUAGUGAAAAACAGCAAUAUUAUAAAUAAAUCGAAAAUAUAUUAUCCAGACCAUUCAACCUUAAUAGUGGUACUCCACAAGGAUCUCCGUUAUCACCAUUACUCUACAUUAUAUAUACGGCAGAUUCGAUGAAUGGAAUACCAGAACAUACAGAACAUGGUCUUUUUGCCGAUGACACAGCACUAUGGACAUCAUCCAACACAAUAACAAGCCUUAAUUCCCGCCUACAACACUCCAUAGAUGCAUUCCAAAGUUGGUGCAAAUCGUGGAAACUAAAAUUACAACCAACAAAAACUGAACUCGUCCACUUCACUGUACAUCCAAGAAAACAAUAUAAAAAUCCAGUCGCAGUCAAAAUAGAUGAUAUAUCCAUCAAACCAUCCAACUCAACAAGAUAUUUAGGUGUUAUUAUUGACAAAACGUUGAAUUGGAGAAGUCAUAUCCAUCACAUUGAAUCGAAGAUUGCUGGUCGUAUUAGUCUGUUACGGUUUUUAAAUAGAGCAGCUUAA
This is a messenger RNA of Rotaria sp. Silwood1, 1044 nucleotides long. The record is from the annotation of a GenBank genome assembly. Lineage: Eukaryota; Metazoa; Rotifera; Eurotatoria; Philodinida; Philodinidae.